Messenger RNA from Penaeus chinensis, 2591 nucleotides. RefSeq names its product piggyBac transposable element-derived protein 4-like. Lineage: Eukaryota; Metazoa; Arthropoda; Malacostraca; Decapoda; Penaeidae. The record is from RefSeq and is a predicted model, not a curated record. The transcript has 4 exons. Bases 322 to 2205 code for a protein of 627 amino acids.
CAUGUGUGUGUAUGUGUGUGCAUGUGUGUGUGUGUGUGUGCAUGUGUGUGUGUGUGUGUGUUUGAGAGAGAGAGAGAGCGAGAGACAGUGACGUCAUGCUACGUGACAUUUCCGCUGCGUGACUUUCUGGCCCCCUCCGGAGCACAAGGAUUGGCAAUAUAGUAGUUUGGCAAUAGUUUACCUGUACUUCACGUGACUUGUCACGUGACUCACGUGACCUAAAAUCAGUGAUCUGAUUGGCCGAAACCCUGUGGAAAAUCGUAUAAAAGGCCAUGCAGAGGUCAAGGUAAUCACUCGCCAGCUCAAGACCUUUUCUUGAAAAUGUCUCGAAAGCUUUCCACUCGCCGCUCCCGCAAGCCGAGGAAUUCCCCUGGAGUCCGUGCCUUGGUUUUCGACGAAGAGACAGUGAACGAUCCCCAAACGUCCACUUCCAGAGGAUAUCCUCGCUUGCGGAAUGCCCCAGACCCGCUCCUCUAUCUGUACUCAUCCGCCGACGAAGUCGAUGAUGAGGGCGCAGAUGAGGACUACACACCUCCUCUGAAAUUCUCAAGGACAAGUAAUCUCUCUGAAGUUGAAAUCUCCAGCCAGUUCAACGGUGACGACUCGGAUUGGGAGGAAUCCGAGUCCGACUCCGGAGAAUCUGCUGUGGAGGACAGCUCGGAUGUAGAUUACGACUAUGUCCCGCCUGUUGAUACCUCCUUGGACUCGGACGAGCCCCUCGCGGAAUACGCCAGGCGAAAAUGGGAGCGCAACGAACCCAGAACCCCUUCUUUUACUUGGGCAAAGGAGGAGAACUUCGUCAGGCGUCACUGCUUCGAGGGGACACCAGGUGUGCACGGACACCUUGACGAAUCGUCCGGCCCGAUGGAGAUAUUCAGCAGCCUCUUCCCAGAGUUGUUUCAUACAAUUGUGGACAAGACGAAUCGGUACGCUCGACAGAACCCACAAACCCCUUCAUCCCACAUGAAGGGGAGGGAGGACACAACAGUGCGGGAGGUCCGCUCAUAUGUUGGCCUUAGGUUCCUCAUGGGACUUCAUGCGAAGAGGUGCCAGAGGGACCUUUGGUCGACGGACCCGUUGAUGUGCUCGUCGGUGUUCGCUAAGACAUCCUUACCUCCGCCCUCCACUUCGCUAACAACGAAGAGGAGCACAGCGCGGAGGACCAGUUGCAGAAGUUGCGCCCUGAUUGACGUCUUGGACUCGACGUACCGAUCCGUCUUCGUCCCCAACCAGAACGUGACCGUCGACGAGAGGUUGUGGGCCUUCAAGGGGAGGCAUCAGGCCCUUCAGUACAACCCUAGUAAGAGGGCUAGGAGGGGCCUGAAGGUCUACAAGCUGUGUUCGUCCGACGGUCCAGAGGCAGGGUAUACGGCGGCCUUCAAUAUUUACAUGGGGCAGGAUCGCAGCGAGUUUCCGGCGAGCAUGAAGGCCGUCAACAACCUGAUGGAGAAGGCAAAGCUGCUCGACAAGGGGUAUCAGUUGUAUACAGACAACUGGUAUUCCUCCCCGACUCUCUUCCACUAUCUGCAGGCCUGGGAGACCACCGCCGUUGGCACAGUACGUAUCAACAGGCGGGGUAUGCCCUCGGACCUGCAGGCGAGUCGGGGACACAUCGACUUCCGGAGUAGUAAAACCAGAAUGCUUUGCCUGCAGUGGUUAGACAAGCGUCCUGUGACAAUGCUUUCCACUGCUCACACAUCAAAGGUCGAUACCCUGCCUCCCAAUCGCCGAGGGGUGGAGAGGUCGGAACCCGAGGUCGUUGUCAGUUACAACAACGUCAUGAAGGGCGUCGACCUCUCGGAUCAGCUGGCGCAGUCAUAUCCAGCAACCAAGAAGACCAUCAUCAAGUGGUACAAAAAGGUAAUUUUUUACCUGCUGGAUAUGUCCACCAUCAACGCGCUGGCUGUCCACCGGGCCCUCGGCGGUAAGAUGCCUCAAUGGAAGUUCCGUACGGAACUAGUUCGGGAAUUGCAGCGAGGUGGCCGACCUGGCUCCUUCCGGCGGAACCCUCCUCAGAACCAACCUGAGGAGGAUCCCCAGCAGGCGCACAUGCCAGUCGACACCCCAUUCGACUGGCAGGUGGCGGAGAUGUGCGCUCUGCAACCGGCGCAGGAAGGAGACCACAGUCAUGUGUGCCCACUGCAGCGUUUCCCCAUGUCCGGCUCCCUGCUUCCAAGCAUACCAUGCCUAAUUUUAAAAAAAUAAAAAUUCGACUUUUACCACGGCUUUUCUGUGCUCUCGCCAAAACACACUAUUGACUUUACACACUCACAUUGGUCGAACACUCCUAAAAUAGAGUAUAUACUACAGUAUGAGACAAUAAAAUCCUUCAUAUGACAUAUUAUAUAACUUUCAUAUGUUUUUGGAGUAAAAAAAAACGGAGGUUGCGGUUAUACGCAAACCAGCCGCCCGAGCGAGCUGAAACUUCUAUGGGAUGGUGAGACGGGUAGCGGGAGUUGAGCGCAUGUCACGGCGGGACACUCAUCUUCAUUUUGGGGCUAACGCCGGCAGGGGCGCAUAGCCGCAUCCACCCUUCGCUUCCACAUACAAGGGUCCAUCAUGGCGAGCCGCUAGGCAGGGGCCCGGCCCAU